Diplodia corticola is the source of this 3414-nucleotide messenger RNA. Its product is annotated as protein argonaute 1-like. The coding region runs from base 1 to 3414 and encodes 1137 amino acids. Gene Ontology annotation, molecular function: nucleic acid binding; protein binding. The record is from RefSeq and is a predicted model, not a curated record. Lineage: Eukaryota; Fungi; Ascomycota; Dothideomycetes; Botryosphaeriales; Botryosphaeriaceae. The transcript has 5 exons.
AUGGCUCCCAAAAAGGCCCCCCCUCCCUCCUCCGAUCAGAAAGCAAGCGUUCCAGUCAACACGCCGAACCUUCAUCCAUGCCCUCGUUGUCGAACCAAGCCCGACCACGACUUGAAGCAAUGCAAGAAGCAAAUCGACCUGCUAAACCGGACUGAAAAGGAAAUCGAGGAACUGGAACCCAAGAGGAAGGUGUCGAAGAAAUAUCCGGCCAAAGGUUGGGUCGGCCUCAGUCCGGCAGAGUCCUUUUUCAGGGAGGCUGACUUCAGGAGCUGGGUAUUGUCUGAGGAGGGUCGAGUGGCACGCAAGCAGACCAAGAGACAGGAGGGUAACGAUGAACACAAGGGAAUGCUUUUCCAUCUAGACCUCAAGGACCUUGAGAAGAGGCUCUUCCCAAGCGACAAGUGUCUCCGGUGCAACGCAGCAGGUCACAUCUGGCCCAUGUGCACGACUCGUGUUUCCUUGGAUCACGCUCAACAACCGUACGCAUGGCCAGCCGAAUCGACCGACGCACGCUUCCGCAUGGAAAGGGACUUCAAGUCCUUUGUCGAGGGCGCAAUCGACCCAAAGGAGCAUUCCCAGUUCCUCGUCAGCAACGGAGAGUCUUGUUUCCUGCACCACUUUGAACCUGUCCUAACUCUCCCGCCGGGGUCCAAGCCGCCGUCUCAGUCGAACUACAACCCUGAUGUCACCGACAACCGGGCGGCGUUGGGCCACCAGAUGGUCAGUUCAGCUGACAUGUCCGCAGUUCCCUCCCGCCCCGGUUUCGCCGAGAGUCAAGGCGGAAAGACGGUGCUGACAAACCACUUCAUUGUUGACCUACCGGACGACUUGAAGCUUUUCAAGUAUAUUCUGGCUGGCCAACGCGAUGCGACAUCGCCCAGGGGAAGGAAAAAGGAAGAGAUGGAACGCUUCAUCACGGAGUCGCCCACUCUGAACUACUGCCGCGACGACUUCGCCACGGACGAAAUCUCUCUGAUCAUUUCGACGAAGAACUUGUACCCCGAGAGUCCGAACCCAGUUCCUAGCGCAAUCAUGGAAACUCGCACUUUCAAGAAGAGAGGGGAUGCAGAUGGGAGGCAGGUCAAUCUCAUUUUUGGGGAUUGCAUUGACAUCAACACCCUCAAAAACCAUGUGCAGCUUCCCAGAGCCUUUGGCGACAACUUCCAGCCAGCGAUACAGGCACUCAACAUCCUCCUUCUAAAGGGGGCUGCCGAAGAUGCUGCAGUGGACUUCGCAACGUUCCGCAUUGGAAACAACAGGGUUUUCCGGAAGAGCGGUUACGACCCGAUUGGCCCUAAAGAGCACGGCAGCCUUCUCGUUUGCCAUCGUGGCUAUUUCUCGACGAUUACGCCCGGUCUCGGAAAUGUCCUUCUCAAUCUGAACGUUGCAACCAGUGCGUUCUUCAUGCCCUUACCGCUCAAAGAAUUUCUUCACCACUCAAGGAGGUAUUUCGGUUUCCAUAAUGACAGCGACUGGGUGUCCAAGGUUGACAAACUUCUUCGGGGUGUCCGGGUAUGGAUUACAUACGAUUAUGCUCACGACUCUCAGAAUCGGAAGGGCUCAACAAGGAAACACGUAGACCCCUCCUUGCGGAUCAAGACAAUCAGAGGUUUGGGACUUCCUCUGAGCAAACAGACAUUCGAGAAAGAUGGCAAGGACAUGACAGUUUUCAAGUAUCUAUCGGACGAAUAUCCUACCAAGGUAACGCAUCACCACGCAGCCGACUACUCUGUGAAUUUGGGCACACAGACCUCACCGCGCUGGUACGCUCCGAGCACACUUCAUAUCCUGCCAUACCAGCCCUUCCGGCCAAAGCUUUCGGCAGAUUUACAGAGCAGUAUGAUUAACGUUGCAUGCAAAUCUCCGGACGUGAGUAAGGCUGAGAUCAUCGACGAGGGUCUCAGGUGCAUGGCACUUCCUCCUCCGAGUCAAGGAUUUUUGGCACGUGUCGGUGUCACCAUUCAUCCCAAUCUGAUGAUGGUGCCGUGCAGGGAGAUCAAUACUCCCACCAUUAUCAACAAAGAUGCCAACGGACAGCGCAAUCCGGUCACGAUGAAAUACUCCACCUGGAACAUGGUAAAACGCAAACAUCUGGAUACCCCGGCCAGCGCUUCGAUAGCCCCCGUUCUAUACAUCCAUGCCUCUUUCAGCGGUAUCAACAAAUUCCAUGAGGACUUUAUGACGCUUCUUGGAGGAUAUCUGAGGAUCAACACCAGUGGCGGAUUUACAGAUUUUAGCCUUCCUCAAGGUCACUUCAAAAGGGCAGAUUUUCACAAGGCUCUGACAGACAAAAGAGCUGCUAACGCGAAGCUUGUCGUGUUCAUCGCUCUGAAAGACCAAGGUUACGAGGAGUUCAAGCAAGUCGCCGAUCAGAUCCGAGGCAUCCAGUCCCUCUGCAUCCGAAAGGACAAGUUUUUCAAGAAGUACAUGAACGACAACCCCAACCCAUGGAGUAACUACGUUGGCAAUGUCUCCAUGAAGCUCAACCUGAAGUUCGGGGGCAUCAACCAUGAGGUGUAUGGGCUAGGACAAGUCUGCACAGCCGUCAAAGGAGAGCUCCCAGUCAUGGUCCUUGGCGCGGACGUGACGCAUCCAUCUCCUGGGUCCGUCGGCGGCCUUCCCUCAAUCGCAGCUGUUGUUGGGAGUACUGAUAAGACCUUUGGGAGGUACGGUGGUUCGCUUCGCCUUCAAUACCCGGAAGAGAACAAGAAGGCUCGAGAGACGAUCAAGUCGGACCUUAUGGAGUCCAUGGUGAAGGAGCGUCUGGAAGCUUACAAGGACAAGAAUGGAGGUCGGUAUCCCGAGAAGAUCCUUUACUACAGAGACGGUGUCGGCGAGGGCCAAUACACCCAGGUCAAGGAGGUCGAAAUUUCUGCGAUCCGGCACGCAUUCAAACUCUGCUCCGAAAAGCAAGUCGCAAUCACUGCCGUAGUCACCACCAAGCGGCACCACACGCGCCUCUAUCCUGGCAACGGAGCAACAUGCAAGCGCGUAAACCAGGGGAACUUGCCCAUGAACGUCACGCCCGGAACAACGGUUGAAUCGGAAAUUGUCUCACCAGACAAGUUCGAUUUCUUCCUGGUUUCGCACGUGGGGAUCAAGGGCACCUCCAGGCCCACCUACUACACCGUCAUCGAAAACGGCAUGAAGUUCGACGCCAAAGGGAUUCAGGACUUCACAAACGCACUCUGUUACACUUACGUGCGCGCCACGAUGAGCGUCUCCUACGCCCCUCCGGCUUACUACGCGGACCGUUUGUGCGAGCGAGGACGGGUCUACUUGAGGCAAUUUUUCGAUCCAUCAUAUCCCGGCAACCCGAACACAUUGAAGCACAAUAUCACACAGGCUUGGGGUGGGACGGAAAACGCCAAUCCGUGGCAUUCAAACCUCAACAACACCAUGUUCUGGAUGUGA